Messenger RNA from Anolis carolinensis (green anole), 2728 nucleotides. RefSeq names its product trypsin like peroxisomal matrix peptidase 1 (gene tysnd1). The transcript is spliced from 5 exons. Gene Ontology annotation, molecular function: serine-type endopeptidase activity. Gene Ontology annotation, biological process: protein processing; regulation of fatty acid beta-oxidation. Lineage: Eukaryota; Metazoa; Chordata; Lepidosauria; Squamata; Anolidae. The record is from RefSeq and is a predicted model, not a curated record. The coding region runs from base 182 to 1885 and encodes 567 amino acids. Gene Ontology annotation, cellular component: peroxisome.
CUUUCGCUGGCACGGGGCAGCCAAUGAGAGGCGGCCUCCUAACAGCCACCUGACGGGGCGCGUUCUAUUCUGGGUCUUAUUCCGGAAUUCAAAACAAAAAGAUCUCGGGGCUUCGAGGGGAGAGACUUUGAUCCUCGCCUCCCCACGCUUUGGCUACUGAGUCGGACGGGUCCUUUCCUUUAUGGCUGAAACCCUGUGCUUGGCAGCUGGGAAGGCUGGCUGUGUGGUCACAGUGUCGUGUCUCAAUGACCGCAGUGCGGCUGUGGGCACCUCUCCUCAGGGGACCUGGAGUGGCAGCGGCGUCUUCUUGACUCUUGACCCAGGCAUCAUCCUCUGCCACGGCUCCGUCUUCUCGCCUUUCCUGCUGGAAACAGAGCACUUCAGUUCAACCAAAUGCAAAGUACUGCUGCCUGAGAACUUCUCCCCAGACCUCCAGAUCCAAGUGCUGGUGACAGAUGAAGGCAGCAGCCAACCCCCCUGCAGAAGUUUGCCGGACAGGGAUCUGGGGGAUGGCACCCCAAUGUUGCGGUUCAAUCAGCUUUCCAGCCAGCAGAAGAUCCACAACAGCCGGAAACAUCGAGAAGCCGAGCUCAUUCUGAUGGCCCCUUGCCUACAGUUCCAGGAGGCUUUUGCCAAAAUCUUCAGUGCUUCUGACCAGUGGCAUUUUGGAGUGAAUGAAGUCGGACAAGAGUCUGGCUCUGUUGCGGAUGAGAUGCGUUUCCUGCACUGGUUUGCUUUGUUGAGGAUCCUGGACAGCCGUUUCCCCAGUUCUGGAUGGGUGAGCUGUGCGCCAGCCAAGUGGCUGAGGAAGGGGGACCCGCUCAUUGCCUGCGGCUCCCCUUUUGGGGCGUUUUGUCCCGACAUUUUCAUGAAUACUUUCAGCAAAGGGAUUGUGAGCAACACCUCAGGAGAAGGCAAUGUCCUCAUCCUGACGGACGCGCGCUGCUUGCCUGGCACAGAAGGCGGUGGGGUCUUUGCAGUCUCAAAAAAUGGUUUUCACUUGGUUGGAAUCAUUGUCAUUCCACUUUGCUGGAAAGCCAAUGAGUGGGUUGGCCUGACUCUGGUUUGUGCCAUUGACUGCAUCCUGGAAAGUAUUGGACACAUCCUUUCUGGGCCCCCUUGGUUUUGCAAAACCUGGUUGCACCCCAUGGCACUUGUGACUAAGCCUCAUUAUGGUCCGGUAGCCAGAGAUGGUUUGAUUCAGCAAAUGUUAGCUGCCGUGGUUCUGGUUGAAUGUGGACCAACCUGGGGUUCUGGUGUGAUGGUGAGUCCGCGACUUGUGUUGACCUGCCGACAUGUGGUCAGUGGCGCCUCCAACGUUUGCGUGAGAUUACAACCCCACCUUGACAAGGCUUCUGUUGCUAAAGGAAAAGUGAUCUUUGCAACCAAGGACUCUUCUCCCUAUGAUGUGGCUCUGGUCGAGUUGGAGGAAAGUUUGACCACUUUUGCAAUUCCUAUUCUUGCAUCAGAGUUUUGCCCAGGAGAAGAGGUGAGUGUCGUUGGCUUUGGGGUCUUUGGCCAGACCUGCAGCCCAUCAGUAACAUCAGGAAUCCUGUCUGCAGUCAUCACUGUGGAAGAGAAGACUGUGAUGCUCCAGGCAACUUGUGCAGUUCAUGGUGGUUCAAGCGGAGGAGCACUUUUUUCUAUGCGCAGUGGGAAACUCCUAGGUAUCGUAGCCAGCAAUACCAGGGAUAACAGCAUCGGGGUAACAUACCCACACCUCAACUUCAGCAUUCCCAUUACUGUCCUGCAGCCAGCCAUUUGGGAAUUCAUCCAAGAGAGACGCCUGCAUGCCUUCCAGGAGUUAGACAGGGUUGGCAAGAGGAUCCAGGUUGUCUGGAGGCUCCAGAGAGAACCAGAGACGAUGCCUCUCAGCAAGCUGUGAACAUCUUCAGAAACAAGAGGGAAAGCACGUACAAGAUCCGCCACUUCAAAUUGGGAAUCUCCUAUCCCCAGAAACCUGAUCUUGUUAUGAAAUACACAUUUAAUUUUGAAUUAGUUUUCUUUGUGGGCAGUGGAUUUUGAGUUUAGCAAGACUUUCCUCAACUGAACUCCAGAGCUCGGAAAUAAAAAAAAAAUUGAACUAUGUGCCCCAGAAUCCCCCAUUUAGUAUGGUCAGUGGGCAUGCCAGUUGGGGGAAGAGGGAUUGUGGCAGUUGUCGUCCAAGCAAGAAACAUUUCCGAACUGUUUUUAACCCAUGGCAUUUAGAAGUUGGCAGUUGUUUGAACUGGAGCUCCCACAAUACUUUUCUAUUUGACUAACCAUCUGGGUCUUGUAAUCCAUAGGUCCAACAUUCCCCACUCCUGCCUUAAACAAUUCUGCCCAUUCACCAUGGCUGCCUCUUCUUCCCAUAUGUCCUCCCAUCUAGCUGCAAUCAUCCUGCUUCAAAAUAUGCUUUUGUGUGUGGAACGCCUCUAGUUUUAUCCCAUAAUCUUCCCUUCCAUCCCAUAAACUGCAUUUACCCAACAUCUAUGCUUCUUUCUCUUGCCUUCCUGCACAGUUGAGAUUUAGAUGAGCAUCUGAAGGCAACGCCAUGUCCUUAAUUUUACUUGGGAUGUUCAAUAAUUAAAGAAUAAGCUUAUGGGUGCUGAAUUAGGUUUUAUUUAUUCAUUGUCUUCUGUUGCCACCAGAAGUUGAAUCGUAAUUUGGAGCAACUGUGUACAGAACUAAGAAACAUAUUCAGGAAUGUUGGACAUUUAGCAAAAUAAAAGGUAAAGGUUUCCCUUGA